Molecule: messenger RNA, 2152 nt
Organism: Thunnus maccoyii (southern bluefin tuna)
Lineage: Eukaryota; Metazoa; Chordata; Actinopteri; Scombriformes; Scombridae
Gene: serpinf2a
Product: serpin peptidase inhibitor, clade F (alpha-2 antiplasmin, pigment epithelium derived factor), member 2a
Exons: 8
Coding region: 1-1410 (469 amino acids)
Biological process (GO): negative regulation of endopeptidase activity
Molecular function (GO): serine-type endopeptidase inhibitor activity
Source: RefSeq, a predicted model, not a curated record
AUGAACCCUGUCUAUAAAGAAAAGGAGACGGAGGAGAAGGUUCACAGCUGUGGAGAAAGACGAGUGUUCAGCCCAGAGGAACACCGGGCGAUAGGGGGAGCCAUAGAGCGACUGGGUUUACAGCUCCUAGAAAAGCUUCCUAUUGGUCUGCAGCAGCCAAAUGUUGUCCUAUCACCUCUUAGCCUGGCCUUUGCCCUCGCACAUCUCACCUUAGGAGCUCGCAAUGAAACAGAGAAGCUGCUACUGAAGAGCCUUCAUGCCCAAAGUCUCCCAUGUUACCAUCAUAUUCUGGGAGGCCUUAUGCCUCAUUUCAGCAACAUGGAUGUGGCAACACGCAUGUACCUGAGACCAGGAUUUGAAGUGAAAUUGUCUUUUGUUCAGGACUCUCUGGCCAGGUACCAAUCACUGCCUGUUCCCCUGCCCUCUGUGGAGGAGGUCAAUCAUUGGGUGGAUAAUGCCACUAAUGGCCACAUCCCAAACUUCCUGGAAAGUAUUCCACAUGACGUGGUGCUUAUGCUCAUCAAUGCCAUGUACUUCAAAGGUGAAUGGCAGACACGUUUUGACCCACUUGUGACCUCUAAGGGAAUAUUCUACCUGGACAACCAGAACUCAGUGUCAGUGGACAUGAUGAAGUCUGUCCAGUACCCACUCCGCCUGCUGUACGACCCAGAGCUGGAAGCCCAGGUCGCCAGUUUUCCCUUCAAGGGAAACACCAGCUUCUUAAUCGUCAUGCCUUUGCUGGGCAGAGGAAACGUGUCAUCAGUGCUUCCCAAACUGAACAUAUCUGACCUUUACAGACGUCUACCUCAAAAGAAAACAAUGCAAGUCAUCUUACCCAAGGUGAAGCUGCAGUACCGCCAGGAGCUCCAGGAAGCGCUCACCAGCAUGGGCCUCGGCUCUCUGUUUUCGGGUCCUGACCUCUCUGGGAUCUCCGACCAUCCCCUGAAGGUGACAGGCGUCCGCCAUGCCAGCACCAUAGAACUCAGCGAGGAAGGUGUGGAGGCAUCUGCCACCACUGCUGUAACCUCAAUGCGCUCCAUCUUCCUCUUCUCUAUCAACUCCCCCUUCCUCUUUGUGGUCGUCGAUGACGCCUCCCUCACCCCCCUCUUCAUGGGCAUUGUCACAAACCCUGCCCCUGACAAUGACCCCAUGCUCCAUGAUGAACCUGAUGGCAACAGCACCAUGAGCGACCAACCUGCAACGGAGAAUACUGGGAAAAGAGACAUAAAUAGCGAACUAACGUCAUGCAGCGACACAGAGCAAGGAGAGGGCAGCAGAAGGCAGUCAUGCAGCGCCCCCACUGGUGAGAAGGAGCAGCUGCAGCCUGUAAAUGGACUGGAGAGCAGCAGUGGGAAGAAGACAGGAGAAAAUGAAACCUGCUCCAAACCAGACAACUCUGUACCUGCCUGAUGUUUGAAAUCUUAGUGGUGAAAGGAAUAAUUUGAUAUUUUGGGAAAUGUGCCUAUUUGAUUUUCUCAGAGUUAGAUGAGUAAAUCUAAACCACUCUCAUGUCUGUCUGUCAGGUAAAUAUGAAGCUAGAGCCAUAAAAACAGGGGGAACAGCUAGCCUGGCUCUUUCUGAAAGGUAACAAAAUCCAUCUACCAGCUCACUAAAUUGAAAUCAGCCCUGUGACAAAACAAUGAAGGCUGUUGCGUUUGUGGCGGCUGCUCCACUCUCAUAUCAUGAGACAUGAAAUACAAUUCAGGAAGUUCAAUUUAAGUACUGGAUUUGUUCAUUCGAAGGCUUGUCAGUUACAAAAAAAUACAGAAACAGGAUUGAUCAUAAGUAAUCCAGCAGGAAAGUGCACUUGAAUUUAUGUGAUUAGCACCUUGCCUUGCAUUGUGUUGUGGCAAAAGUCGAGCCUGGUUCAACUUUUUUGCUGGACGACCCUGGUUGUUUUUGCUGGAACCCUUAGUGUCGGCACCUCUGCUGUUUCGCAGGACUGUAACUGACAUUUUAUAUCUUGUAUGUUUAAUCUGUAGAAAAACUAAGUGUAAAAAUGACAACUUGUGGUGUUACUGGAGGGAUUAUGUGUGAGACCACUUCUUGGCCGGAAGCAGUUGCUAGGUUUCCAUCCAAAUUUACUACAAAUUUUAACUGAAUUUCCAGAAUAUUGGAAAAAGAAUAUUCAAAUUGAAAAUUGAUUCAAAUU